AACAAGAGUCGUGUGGCCUGCGCAGCAAGAUACAGAGAUAGUGGUGAGCAAUCUAAACAGUAUAAGACCACAAAAAGUAAAGGGCGCGCAAGGUCUUGCCUUCGGACGACGCAGACAUUGUCCGUCUCCAGAUCUCAGUCAAAGCGAGCUGGGAUCCAAGAACUGACGAGCUGGCCGCCUUUGAGCGAUGCUGCCGCGGCAUGCUUAAAUUCAGGCUCACAAUAAAUCUCAGAAUGCGCCAGAUGACGACCUAUCGUCGAUCAGAUGACUUCAUAUUGGAGUGUUUGACGGAUGCUGAAGCCCAAAAGAGCCAAUCAGAUCCAUACACAGCUUGCUAUCUCACCGACAUUGCACACCCACCAGGUAUGCGGCGGCUGGGAUCAGCGCUAAGUUGCUGAUAGAG
Molecule: messenger RNA, 403 nt
Organism: Mixia osmundae IAM 14324
Lineage: Eukaryota; Fungi; Basidiomycota; Mixiomycetes; Mixiales; Mixiaceae
Exons: 4
Coding region: 234-398 (54 amino acids)
Source: RefSeq, a predicted model, not a curated record